CUGCUUUCAUUUUAGAUCCUGUAAGUGAAAGAAGAUGGGGUCUGGCUGCAUAAAAGUCACCAAAUACUUCCUUUUUCUCUUCAAUCUCCUGUUCCUUAUCCUGGGUGCUGUAAUCCUGGGUUUUGGAAUAUGGAUUGUGGCCGACAAAACCAGUUUCAUUGCAGUUCUACAGACCUCAUCUUCCUCCCUGCAAACUGAUGCCUACGUCCUCAUUGCUGUUGGAGCUGUCACCAUGCUGAUGGGGUUCCUGGGAUGUCUUGGAGCAGUCAAUGAAAUCCGCUGCCUCUUGGGUCUGUAUUUCGCCUGCCUGCUGGUGAUCCUCAUAGCUCAGGUGUCUGCUGGGCUGAUUAUCUACUUCCAGAAAGACGCGUUGAAAGAAGAAUUGUCCAACAUAGUUGAGAAGCUGAUUCAAAAUUAUGACCCUUUGAAUGAGGAGGAGAAGGACUUGCAAGAUGCAUGGGACUACGUGCAGAGACAGAUUGCCUGCUGUGGCUUGGAGGGAGCAGAGGACUGGAAAAACAAUGCAAUUCUCAUCAACAAAAGCUUGGCUGAAUAUCCCUGCUCCUGCUACAAUAGUUCAGAGGACAAUGUGGCGUAUAGUGGCUUCUGUACUGAAGGUCUCCCUUCAAACACCACUGUGACGUUUGCUGACUGGCCUGUUCAUCAGCAGGGAUGCAUAAAUGGUAUCCAGAUGUGGUUGAAGGACAACCUUGGUAUCAUUCUUGGUGUCUGCACAGGUGUUGCUGUUGUAGAGCUGCUGGGGAUGAUACUGUCCAUUGCACUCUGCAAGAACAUACACAGUGAAGACUACACCAAAGUGCCCAAGUCUUGAACCUGCUGACCCUAGAGCUACGGCACCACAGAGAAAGGAGCAAACAGAACAUUCCUGCCUCGUAUCCAGACUGUCCAAUCGUUGACCAUUAUUCCUGUGACAUCCCAUUUCUGAUACCACUCUGCUAAGAACAGUUAGAGCUGCAAUAUGGCCUGAUAUUCUGGCAGUAGGGCCCUUGGGCCACUU
Messenger RNA from Tinamus guttatus (white-throated tinamou), 1018 nucleotides. RefSeq names its product CD82 molecule (gene CD82). The record is from RefSeq and is a predicted model, not a curated record. NCBI's taxonomy places the organism in Eukaryota, Metazoa, Chordata, Aves, Tinamiformes, Tinamidae. Gene Ontology annotation, cellular component: plasma membrane.